UCACUUCCUCCACCCACCCCAGCAGUCAGAAGUAUAAGGCGGCAGAGCCGCCUGCUGCCUUUGCCCAGCACCCCAAGCUCGGGCCCACCCUAUGGAGCACUGAGGAGCAGCAAGCCAGGAGUCCCUGAGCGGCCCCACCAUGCCUCGGCCUGGCCUCAUGCCCCUGCUGCUGCUGCUGCUGGGACUGGCUGGAGCUGCGCCACUCUCCAAGCAGGAGGUCACCCGAUGCCUGGAAGAGGCCCUCAAAGACAAGUUAGCCCAGGAGGGCCCUCGGGAAGGGCCAUGCAUGCAGCUCUUCCAAGAAGAUGAAAGCCUCACAACCCUGCUCCGGACACUGGAGGAGCUUGGGCACCAAGAGAUCUCCAAGCACCACCUGGGUCCUGAGAUCGAGACAGAGAGAGAGGAGCAAGAGGAUUUCAGGAAGAAAAAGAGGGGCCCAGAGGCACCUGAGGGGGAGAGGAGGUUGGGCCAGGAGGAACAACAUGAGCUGGAGCGCCUGGAGCAGAUGGGGGAGGAGCUGAAGAGGGCAGCUGAGGCGCUGGGCAGGAGGGGCUGAGGAGCAAGUGGCCCUGGUGCCACCUUCAGACCACCCCCCCCCCCUCCUGACAUCUGGCCAUGGUCUGGUUCCUGCCAUUCUUGCUCACACCCAGGAGCCCCUCCUCAGGUGGUGGGGAGAGAGGGCAAGAGAAGGUCACCAUAAAAAUGGACUUGUGGGAGGGAGGGGGCCGGGGACUUUGCCCCCCAUCCUGUUACCCCCUCCCCCCAAGGUGAAUAAAGCACAGAUAAAAAGCA
Molecule: messenger RNA, 792 nt
Organism: Gracilinanus agilis (Agile Gracile Mouse Opossum)
Lineage: Eukaryota; Metazoa; Chordata; Mammalia; Didelphimorphia; Didelphidae
Gene: CCER2
Product: coiled-coil glutamate rich protein 2
Exons: 6
Coding region: 140-556 (138 amino acids)
Source: RefSeq, a predicted model, not a curated record